Messenger RNA from Cucurbita pepo subsp. pepo (vegetable marrow), 3094 nucleotides. RefSeq names its product potassium channel AKT1. NCBI's taxonomy places the organism in Eukaryota, Viridiplantae, Streptophyta, Magnoliopsida, Cucurbitales, Cucurbitaceae. The record is from RefSeq and is a predicted model, not a curated record. Gene Ontology annotation, biological process: transmembrane transport; potassium ion transport. Gene Ontology annotation, cellular component: membrane. Gene Ontology annotation, molecular function: voltage-gated potassium channel activity; protein binding.
ACAACGACGGCCGCCUGCCAAUUCUUCUUCCAACUGAAAUCCCUAAAUGCGCGCGAGAUUCUGCCCGCGGACGUUGAGAAGAGAGACGGAAAUUUGUCGGAAUUGAAACCGCAGCGAAUGGUGGAGAGACGGAAGUUCGUUGAAAUUGAAAUUGCAGUGAAUGGUGGAAGAGAGACGGAGAUUUCUAGGAAUUGAAACCGCAGCGAAUGGUGGAUAAUGGCUGGUUUAAGGUGAUGGCAAUGGAAGCAGAGACUAUUGAACUGAAAAAACCUGAAAUCGGGAGAAGGCUUAGGAAUUAGGGCUCGAGGAUUUUCGUCUAAAUGUCGAACUAGAAAACGAAGAAAAUGGGAUUAUUAGGGAGAUCGAUGUGCGGGAGAGAGGAUCAGCGAGAGCUUGAGCACUUAUCGAGAGACGACGGCAGCCAAUACAGCCUCACGGGCGGAAUCCUGCCGCCGCUUGGCGUGAAUGGGCGAAAUAAUCGAAGAAGCAAACUCGGUCCUCAUAUAAUCUCGCCGUUCGAUUACAAUUACAGAUUUUGGGAGACGUUUCUGAUAUUUCUGGUACUCUACACAGCCUGGGCAUGUCCGUUUGAGUUUGGGUUUCUCCCUUCGCCCAGCGGAGUUCUGGCAAUAAUUGACAAUGUUGUCAAUGGACUUUUCGCCAUUGAUAUAGUUCUGACAUUCUUCGUGGCGUAUUUGGACAAAACGACUUACCUGCUGGUGGAUGACCGGAAGCUGAUUGCUCUACGGUAUGCCAAAACCUGGUUGGUCCUCGACGUUGUGUCCAAUAUUCCGUCGGAGAUGGCUCGCAAUAUUCUCCCUCCUUCCCUUCAGGUUUAUGGCUACUUCAACAUGCUUCGUCUAUGGCGUCUUCGAAGAGUCAGCUCCAUGUUCGCCAGGUUGGAAAAAGACAGGAACUACAACUAUUUCUGGGUUCGAUCUGCAAAGCUUAUGUUUGUGUGUCUGUUCACAGUUCAUUUUGCUGGCUGUUGCUUCUAUCUAAUUGAUUCAAACUAUAAGGACCCCAAAAGAACAUGGUCGACCUUAUACAUAGAAGACUUCCAUAAUAAAAGUUUGUGGGUGCGUUAUGUGACUUCCAUUUACUGGUCAAUUGUCACAAUUACCACCACUGGCUAUGGCGAUUUGCAUCCAAUCAAUGAUCAAGAGAUGUCAUUUGUCAUUUGUUAUCUGUUCUUCAUUCUGGGGUUGCAAUCUUACCUGAUUGGAAAUAUGACAAACUUGGUCGUCCAUGGCACGAGUCGAACCAGGCAAUUUAGGGACACCGUUCAAGCUGCCUCAAAUUUCGCCCAAAGAAAUCAACUGCCUGGUCGGCUGCAAGAACAGAUGCUAGCUCAUCUGUGUUUGAAAUUCAGGAUUGAUUCAGAGGGUUUACAACAGCAAGAGACAAUUGAUUCUCUUCCAAAAGCCAUUAGAUCCGGCAUCGCACACCAUCUCUUCUAUUCACUCGUUGAUAGUGCUUAUUUGUUCAAUGGGGUGUCAACCGACUUGAUCUUUCAACUGGUGACAGAAAUGAAGGCUGAGUACUUUCCUCCCAAAGAAGACAUCAUCUUGCAGAAUGAAGCACCAACAGAUUUCUAUAUAGUUGUCACUGGCACUGCGGAUCUUAUUGUACAAAGAAAUGGAAUGGAAGAGAUCGUCGGAGAAGCAAAGACAGGAGAUGUCAUUGGUGAGAUUGGCGUGCUUUGUUAUCAACCACAACUGUUUACAGUUCGAACCAGCCGUUUGAGUCAACUGUUGCGAUUGAAUCGCUCUUCGUUUUUCAACUUAGUACAAGCUAGCGUUGGGGAUGGGACAAUAAUAAUGAACAAUCUCCUUAAGCACCUGAAGGAGGUAAAAGACCCAAUGAUGGAGGAAAUUCUGCAAGAAACAGAACAGUCCUUGAUUCGUGCUGGAAUGGAAAUGCCUCUCAAUUUAUACUUUGCGGCAAGCAGUGGCGAUGACUUAUUGUUGCAUCAGUUGCUAAAGCGUGGUUCAAACCCAAAUGAAGUAGAUGAGGGUAACGGGAAGACAGCACUUCAUAUUGCAGCUGCUAAAGGAAACGAACACUGCGUAGUUCUACUCCUAGAGUAUGGGGCAGAUCCGAAUCGAAGAGACUUUGAAGGAAGCCUACCCUUGUGGCAAGCAAUACAAGGAAAUCAUGAGCCUAUAGUCAAGCUUCUAAUAGACAACGGUGCCGAUAUUUCUUCAGGAGACGUCGCCCAGUUUGCAUGCACCGCUGUGGAGCAAAACAACAUAGAUAUGCUCAAAUCCAUCAUCGAAUGUGGUGGAGAUGUAACUCUGCCUAGAAGCAACGGGACUACAGCUCUUCACACGGCAGUAUGUGAAGGAAACAGUGAAAUGGUUAAGUUCCUUUUAGAGCAUGGGGCUGACAUUGAUAAGGCAGAUGUUCAUGGAUGGACUCCACGAGCGUUAGCAGAUCAUCAAGGCCAUGAAGAGAUAAAAGAACUAUUCUCUCUUAAGCAAGCUGUGAAUAAAUCAUCUGUUGUCCAUAUUCCACAAAAUCCCGAAUCAAAUUAUCUACGGAAGUUCCAGAGCGAGUCGAUCAUACCGCGGUUUUCCCAUGACUCCUGCAUGACUCCUGUUCGAGAAUCAAAUUGUUCUGAUAUGCCUCCUAGAAGGAGAAGGAGCAAUAAUUAUCGAAAUUCGCUAGUCGGGUUCAUGGAAAAUACCAAUAAGGGUGAAAGGGACGUUCUACAAUCCGCAUUGCUCGGUUUUAGCAAUAGCCGAAGCGUGAGAUCGGCUUACCAGGCAAGAGUUGUUCUCAGUUGCCCUGAGAAAGGACAAGUUAUUGGAAAGCUUGUGCUUUUACCCAAAACCAUCCAAGAACUAGUUGAAACUGGUUCCAAAAAAUUUGGGGUUUCUGCAACAAUGAUUUUAACUCAUGAAGGAGCUGAAGUUGAGGAUAUAGACCUUGUCAGAGACGGUGAUCACCUCAUUCUUGUCGGUGAUGCCAGUGCCGCCGUCCCGAGUGGCCAAGUACGGUAGAAUUCAGUUCAAGACAGCCCACCGCCGCCAUCCCCGGUGGCUGCCAAGUACACGGUAGAGUUCAGUUGAAGACAGUCAACCUGCUGCCU